AUGGAAUGGAACACACAAGAAUUGAAUGGCAGAUUCAACAAGUCUAACCAUUUGGACCGAAAAGACAUGAUUAUGUUUCCUAUAUUGGAGAACCUUAAUCCAACAAAGAAGAAAACUUCGAACCAUUAUUGGGUCUUUAAUCUGAAUAUAAGAGACCGAAUAUUUGAGGUGCUUGACUCCUGGAGGACGCUCGAUGAUGUAGAUUUGGACAUUAAUGCAAGGAAAAUAGCAGCAACUAUCCGUACCAUGUGGGACCACCACUACCACAAGUCCCACAUUGUGCUGGAUGACUUCAGUCUUGUAAACAUCGACGUUCCCAAGCAAAAUAAUGAGAAUUGA
Triticum turgidum subsp. durum (durum wheat) is the source of this 339-nucleotide messenger RNA. NCBI's taxonomy places the organism in Eukaryota, Viridiplantae, Streptophyta, Magnoliopsida, Poales, Poaceae. The record is from the annotation of a GenBank genome assembly.